CAGCGAGCGGACGGUUUGCGGCAGGAGGUCGGUCGGUCGGUCGGCCGUUUGGCGCCUCGUGAGUCGGUGGGUUUUUUUUUAAAAAAAGUGAUAGAUAUAUAUUUAAAGAAAAAGAAAAAAAAAAGUGAGUCCCCCCCGGGGAAAGGGGGGGGGGGAGAGAAUUUCCGUCCAAAAAACCUGCAGCGCGAUGGAAAGAGCGCGAAAACUGAGCUAAAAAAGGAGGGGGGGGUCAAAAAAAAAUAGGGCCUCGGAAGCCAGCGGUGAAAAGCUCUUGAAAUGGAAAACUACCAGAAAGCCAAAAUCACAGAACUGCCAACAGAACUGCCAUUCACCAACCUCCCGAAGGAUAUAAUUGAAAUGAAGGUGAAAGAAGGCAGCAAAAUCAGAAACCUGAUGGGCUACGCCAUUGGGAAAAUGGAAUCGGACGACACCAGGGUGAUGCUUUUCACCGGCACUGGCAGAGCGGUGAGUAAAGCCAUCACCUGUGUGGAGAUAAUGAAGAGAAGGCUGAAGGGACUCCAGCAGAUCACUAAGCUGUCUUACAAACAGGUCGAGGAGCUGUGGGAUCCCAUCGCCACCGAGGCAGGGUUAGACAGUCUAACCGUGAAGAGAAACCUCCCUGCCAUCUGGGUCUUGCUAUCCAAAGACAGUCUGGACCCGAGCGAGCCGGGUUACCAGGCGCCCGGGUCCUUCGACGCUCUGUGGAUUAAUUCGCUAAAGGAGGAGGCGCAGGUUCAAAGGAAGAAGAGGAGAGGAGGAGGUGGAGGAGGCAUGACAGGGAAAGGCAGUAAGCAGCCAGGAUCGGGAAAGGGAGAAAUACCCAAGAAAGCCAGAAGCUGAGGGCAGGGGGAGAGAGCCAAAAUGGACAAAUGUGUACCAUAAAGAACAAUUCUCAAUUUGCUUUUUUUUUAAAAAAGUCUCAUGGACCAUCUUCUUAUUUGUGCUAAAUAUCACCCUCAGUGUGUUUGCACACACUGUACACUGGGUGUCCCUGUGCUUCACAAGAAUCCCUGACAUUCAGCCACUAGAAACAAUGUACAUAUGUAAUGUAUGUAAAUUACAGCUGCUUCGUCUGUGUUUUGCCUUCUGCCUGUUGAUGAAUGACUCCUUUUGUGGUCCCAAAAGAGAUAAAUGACUAGCGAGGUUUCAAAAAGCUUGUGUAUUGCAUUAACCACCACCCCCCCAACCCCCGGUUGGCCAGACCAAUUGAUGGUGGCAGUAGGGAGAUAGAUGCAAGCCAGAUUUACUGGCUAGGUGUAAUUCCCAUGCAGGUAAAGACCAUUUACUGCCUUUUUGAUGUGGGCCUUUUUUCAGCGCUGGCUUUUUUCAAUGCCAAUUUUUUUUAAUUGUUUGAAUCCCAGGAGCAAAAGCUUAGCAAAUAAGCUACCUUCUAUUCGUGUGUAUCAAACUAAGCUAAAGUGGAUAACCCUGCCUGACCACUGAAGGUCAGCAAGCCGGGGCGAUGGGCCGUGCGUUAGGAGAGUGGAACAGCGGGAGUCAACAUGCGCGAGGGCUUGCAGAUUUUUUUAAAUUCUGUUUCAGGCCCGGUCUGGCUGUGUACAAAUUCCUUAUACUCUUAAUGAGAGUUUACUGCACUAGAAUUUUGUCAUGUGCUUCCUUCUUUCACUUAAGUUAAACCAGUAUGAACCACUGAACUCCAGACUUAUAAGUGAAAGACCAAUUUUUUGUUGGCCAGGACACCGGGAGAAACGCCCUUCUCUUUUCAAAUAGUGCUGUGGGAGUUUUAACUUCCAGCUGAACAGGGACCCCGGUUUAGCAUCUCAUCCAAAGGACAGCACCUCCAACAAUGCAGCGUUCCCCUGCAAUGUGCUGGAGUGUCAACUUAGACUAUAUGAGUUCAAAGUUCUGAUGUGGUGCUUGAAACCCCAAACUUCUCUCUUGGAAGGGGGAGUGCUAAGUACUGAACAAUUGAAAGUUACAGUGAUAAAUACAAUCCCGUUUGAAAUUGCAAUUUAACUUCCAGCAGUCUGUUUCAUGUCUUACUUCAGUCCUGCGCACCCACAUCAAAAAUAGGACAUAUACUGCAGCCACAGGGGUUAAUGAUGUGGGAUGUUUUAUUACUGGUCAUUUUGUUUACGAAUGGGGACGAGGAAACGCCAGCAUUCGUUAAGGAACAAGUUUGCUGCGCUUUAGCAAGAUUAAAUGUUACUGAAACCGCAAGAGAAGUGUUUGUAAAUAUUGCUCUUUGUUGGUUUGAAAUGAAGACAUGUCACGUCAACAAGAUGAAAUGGCCCUCUAUAAAAUGGUGCUUUGUGUGCCUCCGUUAAUAAGUU
This is a messenger RNA of Callorhinchus milii (elephant shark), 2294 nucleotides long. RefSeq names its product ribonuclease P/MRP 25 subunit-like (gene rpp25l). Gene Ontology annotation, biological process: tRNA 5'-leader removal. Bases 277 to 840 code for a protein of 187 amino acids. NCBI's taxonomy places the organism in Eukaryota, Metazoa, Chordata, Chondrichthyes, Chimaeriformes, Callorhinchidae. The transcript is spliced from 2 exons. Gene Ontology annotation, molecular function: RNA binding. The record is from RefSeq and is a predicted model, not a curated record. Gene Ontology annotation, cellular component: ribonuclease MRP complex.